Messenger RNA from Nematostella vectensis (starlet sea anemone), 2874 nucleotides. Its product is annotated as calcium/calmodulin-dependent protein kinase type II delta chain. Lineage: Eukaryota; Metazoa; Cnidaria; Anthozoa; Actiniaria; Edwardsiidae. Bases 70 to 1569 code for a protein of 499 amino acids. Gene Ontology annotation, biological process: protein phosphorylation. Gene Ontology annotation, molecular function: calcium/calmodulin-dependent protein kinase activity; ATP binding; calmodulin binding. Gene Ontology annotation, cellular component: cytoplasm; neuron projection. The transcript is spliced from 20 exons. The record is from RefSeq and is a predicted model, not a curated record.
AUUUGGUCACGUGACUUGCGCCAUCAAUCGAUAUUUUGGACUUGAAUGCUUCUCUCGCGGGCUUGAAAGAUGGCGUCGACGCAUUCGCGGGGAUUUCACGACACCUACGAACUGAAGGAAGAACUAGGAAAAGGCGCAUUCAGUAUAGUGCGUCGAUGUAUCCACAAAGAAUCUCGUAUAGAAUAUGCUGCUAAAAUUAUCAAUACUAGGAAAUUAUCGAGCAGAGAUCUUCAAAAACUCGACCGAGAAGCAAGAAUUUGCCGGCUUUUAAAACACCCCAACAUUGUUAGACUCCAUGCAAGUAUCGCCGAGGAAGGCUACCACUAUCUAGUCUUUGAUUUAGUUACUGGAGGGGAAUUGUUUGAGGAUAUAGUAGCCAGGGAAUACUACAGUGAAGCUGAUGCAAGUCACUGCAUUCAACAGAUCAUUGAAAGUGUCCAACACUGCCAUACAAAUAAUGUAGUCCAUAGGGACCUCAAGCCAGAGAACUUAUUAUUAGCAAGUAAAGAGAAGAAUGCUGCUGUCAAAUUAGCGGACUUUGGUUUAGCAAUUGAAGUGGAGAUUGAGAAAACCGGAUGGUAUGGGUUCGCUGGUACUCCCGGAUACCUUUCGCCUGAGGUUCUCAAGAAAGAACCUUAUGGCAAACCCGUGGAUCUAUGGGCGUGUGGUGUUAUUCUCUAUAUCCUACUGGUCGGAUAUCCUCCAUUCUGGGACGAAGAUCAGCACAAGUUAUAUGCACAGAUUAAAACUGGAAAUUAUGAUUACCCAUCUCCUGAGUGGGACACGGUCACAGAUGAAGCAAAGGAUCUUAUUAACAUGAUGCUCACUGUCGACCAAAGCAAGAGAAUAGGUGCAGGCGAGGCCCUUAAACACCCAUGGAUUGUGAAUCGCGAACGAGUCGCCUCCAAAGUCCAUCGCCAAGAGACGCUUGACGGACUGAAGAAGUUCAAUGCGAGAAGAAAACUGAAGGGCGCCAUCUUAACAACUAUUGUGGCUCGUAGGUUCUCUGCUAACUCAGUAUCAUCUGCCCUAAGAAAUACUACCGAGCGCUCAAAGCAGAAGUCGGGAAGACUGGGUCGAGGACCAGAACUGAGACCGUUGGUCAAGAAAAAGAACUCAGAUGAAGAGUUGAUGGCCCACUCCGAGGACGAAGAAGGGCAAGACGUUACAGCGAAAGUUCGAGAACAAGAAAUUAUCAGGCUGACGCAAAAGCUGAUAACCAGCAUUACCACCGGAGACUACGACACUUAUAGCAAACUGGUAGAUCCCCAUGUCACGUGUUUUGAGCCGUUUUCCAAUGGAAAUCUCGUGGAGGGUUUGGAGUUCCACAAAUUCUACUUCGAUAAUACUCUCAGCAAGAGGUCGGUGCCCAUCAACACCACGAUCCUCUCGCCUCACGUGCAUGUACUUGGUGAAGACGCCGCCUGUAUUUGCUACAUGCGCCUAACACAGUCAGUGAACAGCUCUGGUGAAGCAAAGACUUUGCAGCAGGAAGAAACAAGAGUUUGGCAGAAAAAAGGCGGGAAUUGGAUAAAUGUUCACUUCCAUAUUUCAGGGAAAAUGAGCUAAGCUUCCAAAUUCCAUCCUAGGAAUUCGCCUCCUUGAAAAUUUAGGUCUCCCGCUAUAUCAAUUCUAGAAAUAUGCCAAUAUAAGCUCACAUAUGAUGCGACUGAGAAACGGCUACCUCUUAACAUGAUAUUUAUCUUGAAAAAUGCGGAGACACUAUUCACCAAAUAUGGUAUGAUUUACCAAUUAUGGCACGAAUGUCCAAAUACGGCAUAAAUGACCAAAUAUGGUACGACAUAAAAGCUAUACAUUCAGAUCCAUAGUGAGCCAUGGAGCGGUAAAUAUAAUUUGUGAAUAUUGUUUGUAAAAAGUGCCUUUUGCGAAAUUACUGUAUGUAUAGAUAGGAUAAAUUGUAGUUAUUUGAAUUUUUAUUUCUAUGAUAACCAUAUUAGUAUUUUAACGUAGAGUAUUUUUCAUUGUUUAUUCAAAAAGGGGCAUAUCGUCCCCAUCAAUUGCAUAAAAACAUGAUAUUCAUUGAUAUAUUUUGUAUGUGGAUAUCCGUUUAAUCUCGACUUUUAGGAUUACCAUAGAAACGCCUUGGCUAAUAACGGUCGACAUAUUGUUCCACGAACGAAAGGAGAUGUGGGUAAUAUUUUAAACACGAGCUAGAAUUAAGAAACUGAAACGAAUAAUUUGAAGACUUGAAAAUCUCGUGUGUAAUUGGUUGGAAUAAUUACAUUUUUACCAUUCACUGGUAGUGUUGCACAUGGUUAAUACGUUUACAAAUGUGCGUAGUCAUAGAAAGCUGUUACGAAAUGUUAUUGAAUGAAAAAGUCAGCUGUUUGUCGAGCGAAGCAGGAGGAGCACGUAUUCCUACGUUUCUGGUCAUUUUAGUUAAAUUAAGAGAAUUAAAAGGAUGUCCAAUCAAGAAAUUAAGAAAUCUUUAACAAUUUUAUUUAAUUGUUGUCAUUAUAUUUACAUGUAUAUUGUAAUCUCAGAAUUUGAACUUGUAGCAUUUUAUUAGUAUUUCUCUAUCAACCAACCUUGUGCCAAAAAGAGGUCUUGGAAAUUAUUUCUUAUAAUUUUCCACUCGAACCGAGCUUAGAACACUUUGUAGAUGCGUUGGUGGCUACACAAGAGCGGGGCCUGGUGAGGAGUAACUGCUCGCACAAGUCCAAACCGCUAACCAUGCAGUAAGAUCCCAGUAGUUCAUUCUAAGAAAAACACGGUUGCCAAGUACAAAUCCCCGUUUCUUCGGCAAAAUACCGUAGCUAUUCUACGUUGUUUUUUCUCUCGUUUCAUCUCAAGAAAAAAUAUCAGUGCUAUUAGAUAACAAUUAUAUAGAGAAAUAAAAAUGUGAGAAUAUUA